CGGGCGGAUGGAGAAACCCUCGGCUCAACACUACUCCAACCUGGCCACCACGAGCACGCCGUCACUAUUCCUCUUCUCAUCAGUCUGCUCAACACCAUUCAUCCUCUCGAGUGAUAAAGGAGCGAGAAAAGGGUCGAAAUGGUUGCGACACGAAAGAACGGAAAGCCCAAGUCGGGUCACAAAAAUCCCAUCCUUAUCCCCGGCAUUCAUAGGUUCGGUAGGUCUACGAUGUACCACAAGAAGGGAAUCUGGGCCAAGCGUGCUAUCGUCAAUCCUAAGAAGGUUGCGGUAAAGAAGCCAACCAUUGUUGAGAAGAAGGUUGGGGGCGAGAAGAAUGGAGGAACGAGAAAGGUCAACCUUGUUAAAUCCAAGCGUUAUUACCCAACGGCUACUGGUUUUAAGCGACAGAAGGUCACCAGAAACAACGUGGUUAGCAAAAAGAAGUUGAGGGGAUCUUUGGUUCCUGGAACCAUUUGUAUUCUCGUUGCUGGUCGUCACGCCGGUCGCAGGGUUGUUCUCUUGAAGCAAUUGAAAUCCGGACUUCUCUUGGUUACUGGUCCAUUUAAGAUCAACAGCGUUCCACUUCGUCGCGUCAAUCAGCGAUACGUGAUCGCAACAUCGACAAAGAUUGACAUUUCCAAGGUGAAGGUACCAGAGAAGUACGACGAUACCUACUUCCGUCGUGACAAGAAAGAGACCAAGAAAUUGCGCAAGGCCCAACAAGGGGACAUCUUCGCUGCGGAAAAGUCUGGAUACAGCCUGAAGGAACAUAGAAAGACCGAUCAGGUGGAGAUGGAUAAACAGCUCAUCGUUGCCCUAAAAGCUAACCCAGAAAAGAAACUGCUGUUCAAAUAUCUUUCUUCUCCCUUUUACCUUCGUACCGGGCAAUUCCCCCAUCGAAUGAAAUUUUGAAUGAUUUUUUCAAUUUGUUAAUGAAUAAAUAACUACUUUGACGUGAUGUUAUAAA
Molecule: messenger RNA, 967 nt
Organism: Folsomia candida
Lineage: Eukaryota; Metazoa; Arthropoda; Collembola; Entomobryomorpha; Isotomidae
Gene: RpL6
Product: 60S ribosomal protein L6
Exons: 5
Coding region: 139-912 (257 amino acids)
Biological process (GO): ribosomal large subunit assembly; cytoplasmic translation
Cellular component (GO): cytosolic large ribosomal subunit; ribosome
Molecular function (GO): structural constituent of ribosome; RNA binding
Source: RefSeq, a predicted model, not a curated record